Messenger RNA from Paramecium pentaurelia, 267 nucleotides. The record is from the annotation of a GenBank genome assembly. NCBI's taxonomy places the organism in Eukaryota, Ciliophora, Oligohymenophorea, Peniculida, Parameciidae.
AUGGGUAUAACAUGUUCUUAACCCAAAAAUUCAACUCUGACUCUAACAAUAAGUUAAGAAAAUUAAGAUCCUAAUUAUGAGAUUAAAAAGUUAUUGAGUUAGGAAAGAAUUACAAAACUUCGAAAAACAUUUCCAUCUCCAACUUAAACAUAUGAAUCCUAUUUCCUUAGUUAAAUUAAUAAUGAUAAAACAAUUAAUAUUAAUAGAUGUUGUGAUGAAGAAAAAUUUCAUAAAUCAAGUAAAUUGGGGGUUCCACUUAUUUAUUGA